GGGGAACGAAGGGGGCGGAGGGCACUGAGUCACCCGCUCACCGACUUCCAUCAAUCCCUGCGAGAAGAGCAAAAACACCAAAACAGCCGCGGAGUUCGGGACGGGACGGGACAGGGAUCCGGCGUCGGAGGGAACCUCAUGGAGAGAUCGAGCGCCCAGCAGCUCCUGCUGGGGCUUUGGAUCGCCUUCUCCGCCUUCAGCGGCAUCAGAGGUGAUUUCUGUGAUGUAAAUCACUGCCAGAAUGGAGGAACUUGCCUCAAGAGUCUAGAUCAAUCUCCGUUCUUCUGUAUCUGUGCAGACGGCUUCACUGGGCCUACCUGCAAUGAAACUGAGAAAGGUCCCUGCCAACCAAAUCCAUGCAAGAAUGAUGGGGAAUGCAGGUUACUUCCCAAUCGGGGUGAUGCUUUCAGUGAAUACAUGUGCAUAUGUCGUCCCGGGUAUAAUGGCAAACACUGCCAGUACUAUGACAAUAAAUGUGUUUCCCAGCCCUGCAAGAACGGAGGGACCUGCCUGGAUUUGAAGGGCAACUUUAACUGUAAAUGCCCCUCACCCUUUGUGGGGAAGACCUGCCAGAUGCGCUGCAAAGAUGAGUUGGGCAUGCAGACAAGAGCUAUUGCAGACACUCAGCUUACAGCAUCAUCAGUGUAUUAUGGCUUCCUGGGUGUGCAACGCUGGGGCCCUGAACUUGCUCGCCUCCACAACAGAGGAGUUGUGAAUGCCUGGACAGCCAGCAGCUAUGACAAAAACCCUUGGAUUCAGGUAAAUCUGUUGAAAACAAUGUUCCUCUCUGGGAUUGUUACUCAAGGGGCAGGCCGUGGAGGAUUCUCAGAGUAUGUCCAGACUUACAAAGUUUCCUACAGUCUAGAUGGACAAGUAUUUACAUUCUACAAAGAUGAGAACCAAAAUCAGGAAAAGAUUUUCUCGGGCAAUCAAGACAAACAUACCCCUGUGACCAACAUGUUUAACACUCCAAUCAUCACCCACUAUUUCCGAAUCCAUCCAGGGGAGUGCUAUCGUGGCUGCACUAUGCGGUUUGAACUGAUUGGCUGUGAAAUGAAUGUGUAUUUCAACACGGCAGGUUGCUCUGAUCCACUGGGCAUGAAGUCCCGUCUCAUCUCUGACCGGCAUAUCACAGCCUCCAGCAUGUACAAGACCUGGGGCAUAAGUAAGAUGUCAUGGUACCCUUACUACGCUCGCCUUGAUAACACUGGGAAAUCCAAUGCCUGGACUGCCCUCACCAACAAGGCAGGCGAGUGGCUUCAGAUUGAUCUUCAGAAAUUGAAAAAAGUGACUGGGAUUGUAACUCAGGGAGCACGAGAUUUUGGGCACAUUCAAUACGUAGCAGCCUACAAAGUGGCCUACAGCAAUGAUGGGAAAACCUGGACUUUCUACCACGACAACAGUACAAACAGCAUUAAGAUAUUCCAAGGCAACCAUGACAACAAUUCUCACAAGAAGAACAUGUUCGAUGUGCCCAUCUAUGCCCGCUUCAUCCGCAUCUUCCCUGAAGCUUGGCACAACCGUAUCACAUUGCGAAUGGAACUUCUGGGAUGCGACGAGUAGAUGGUUGAACAUAGGAGAGAUGGUGUCAAGAAUCAGACUGCUCCACCUCUCCCCACGGAUGCUCUCCCCCCCCCCCAAGAUCCCACGGGGCUUACAGUUCCCAGUGUCAUCUCCUCCACAUCUUUUAUUUUUGCACCAUUUGUAAGGAGGUCUUAGCUUUCACAGGUUGGGCAUUGCUAAACUUUUAGAGAUGAUACCAAGAACUGGUGAAAGAAGGGAUUUUAGUAUGUCCUACCUGGUCCUUUUCUGGCCCUUCUUGCUUUCUCCAAUUAUGUGUCUGGCUCUUUGAGGCAUGGUUGCCCAGUUCUGGAUGGCCUCCUCAAUGCCAGCCCUGCACUUUAAGGACCUUUUUUCUGUGGCAGGACUCUCUAUGUUUAAGGUCCUGCCAAGUUUUGGGUUCUCCUGGAGCAUGACCAUACACUGUAGAUUUAAGUGGAGCUUAGCAGUCAUUCCUUCUCUCCAAGGAACCCUCAAAACUAUAAUUUGGGGAAACAUCGAGUUCUCUAGCACAGAUCCUCUCUUUCUCUAGAAAUUACAGUUCUCAGGAUUCUGUUUUUAGACAGCUGACGUGCAUUUUAUGGACAAAGGAACAGGUAGUUUUGCCAUCCCGGUUUUGAAAAUUAAAUAGCAUCCUCAGGCUGGUGCUUUCGGCUUUGUGCCAGUGCAAGCAGUUCCCACCUGUGUUUCUAUUUAACUUUUGCCACCAUGAGGGCUAGAAACUAUUUCCCUUUUUUUAGCCACAAGAAUGAGAUUUUUCACUUGCACAGAUCCCGCUGUUUUGUCUUCUUUUAGCCUCUUGUCUGGACUCUUCUGAAGCCACUCAAUCACUUCCUCUUCCCCCAAGUACUACACUUGUUGCUGACUGAAAGAACUGAGAUGUUCUUCUCUCUCCCCUCUCCCCUCAUCCCAGCUGCCACCAAGGAUUCUACUCCGCCAUGUCAACUCAAUCCUUGGCAGAGAUGCUAAGAAGAAACAGAAUUUUCUGGAGGGGAAGAAAAACAUUUAAAAAACAACGCAAAUAGAUGCAGGCCGUUCUUUUUGGCAGGGCUGAGGGAGGGUAGGGUUGGGACAUAUGUCUUUCUGUAGUCAGUGGCUGGCUAUGGGGUGGAGUGGGGAGAAAUGAGGAUGUGGGUUCUGGAAGUAAUUAACCCAGAGCAAAGGAAUCCAAGGUUGUAAGCAAUUCUGAGGACGGCUGUGACUUCGCAAUGGGAUGCAGUGUUAAAGAAGGACAGGCAAUAUUAAAAC
Messenger RNA from Pseudonaja textilis, 2808 nucleotides. RefSeq names its product milk fat globule EGF and factor V/VIII domain containing (gene MFGE8). The record is from RefSeq and is a predicted model, not a curated record. Gene Ontology annotation, cellular component: plasma membrane. Lineage: Eukaryota; Metazoa; Chordata; Lepidosauria; Squamata; Elapidae. Gene Ontology annotation, molecular function: calcium ion binding; signaling receptor activity.